Gadus chalcogrammus (walleye pollock) is the source of this 2173-nucleotide messenger RNA. Its product is annotated as phospholipid transfer protein-like. The transcript is spliced from 16 exons. Gene Ontology annotation, molecular function: ceramide binding; phosphatidic acid binding; diacylglycerol binding. Lineage: Eukaryota; Metazoa; Chordata; Actinopteri; Gadiformes; Gadidae. The record is from RefSeq and is a predicted model, not a curated record. Gene Ontology annotation, biological process: ceramide transport; high-density lipoprotein particle remodeling; phospholipid transport. Bases 386 to 1852 code for a protein of 488 amino acids.
ACACAGACACAGACGCACAGAGAGAGAGAGAGACAUACAGAGAGGAAGAGGGAGAGAGACAGAAACACAGAGAGAGAAAGAGAGAGAGAGAGAGAGAGAGAGAGAGAGCUGUAAAACCCCUGACCGAGAGACAGAGACCCACAGAGAGAGGGCGAGACACAGACAGAGACACAGAGAGAGAGAGAGACAUACAGAGAGGAAGAGGGAGAGAGACAGAGACACACAGCGAGAGAGCAAAGAGAGAGAUAGGGAGAGAGAGAAAGAGGGAGGGAGAGAGAGAGGGACAAAGAGAGAGAGAGGGAAAGACAAAAACACAUACAGAGGGAGAAAGAGACUUGAAUAAAAUACAGACUGGAAUAGCAGUGGAUGGUCCAAAAGGUUCAGGAUGGUUCUCUUCCUGUGGUCCCCCCUUCUUCUCUUGGUUACCAUGGUAACAUGCAACAGGCCAGAGCCAGCAGGAGUCAGAAUCCGCAUCACCGAUAAAGGGCUGGAGAUGUUAAAGUACGAGACGCAGAAGUUUGUGGAAGAGGAGCUGAGUAACAUCUCGAUGCCCGAGAUGAAAGGGAAGGAGGGACGGUUCCAGUACACCAUCACAGACAUCAAGGUCAUGGAGCUCAACAUGACGCAGGCCGAGCUCCUCUUCCAGCCAGAGUUGGGUCUCCUGUUCCAAGUGAAGGACUCCUCCAUCACCCUGAGCUUCAAGAGACAGAUCCUCUACUGGUUCUUUUUCGACAAAGGAACGAUCAACGCCUCGGCCGAAGGCGUCGACAUCCACACGGCGCUGAGGUUUGUCCGAGACGACCUGGGUCGGCUGAAGAUCAGCAACAUCACCUGUGAUGCUAACAUCGCCAAGAUGAGAGCCGAGUUCAGUGGCACGCUGGGGAGGGUGUACGACUUCCUGGCCUCCUUCAUCACCACUGGGAUGCGCUACCUGCUGAACAACCAGAUCUGUCCUGCUCUAAACGAUGCUGCCUUUGGUCACAUCAACACCAUGUUGUCCACGAUUCCAGUGAGGAGCGAGGUGGACUACUACGUUGGCAUCGACUACUCCCUCCUCAGUGACCCCGUCUUCACCUCCAGGGGCAUGGACAUGCACUUCAGGGGGAUGUUCUACGAGCUGGCCAAUCAGAACGUGAGCCUGGAGAACACGGCUGUGGCGCCGAUGAUCCAGGAGAACGACCGCAUGGUGUACCUGGCGCUGUCAGAGUUCUUCUUCGACAGCGGCAUGUUCUCCUACUACAAAGCAGGGAUCUUCCAGAUGCACAUCGCCCAUGACAGGAUGUCUAAAGACAUGCUGAUGAUGCUCAGGACCACCUUCUUUGGAACCAUCAUGAUGCUGAAUCCAGCUCUUAUGGAAGCUCCUCUGUCGCUCCAACUGGAGGUCACGGCGCCUCCAAAGACCUCCAUCAGGACCUCCGGGGCAACCGUUGCCGUGACAGCCAUCGUCAAUGUGAUGGUGCUGCCGCCCGGGAAGCCUCCUGUUCAGCUCACCAGCAUGACUAUGGAAGCUAAGUUCAACGCCAAAGUCUCCAUGAAGGGAAAACGGUUGUCUGUCCAAGCCGACCUCCGCAGAUUUAAAAUCUUCUCCAAUCAGUCGGCCCUGGAAUCCAUUGCCUUGAUCCCCCUCCAGGGUCCUCUGAAGACGAUGCUCCAGAUCUCCAUGGUUCCUCUCAUCAACAACUGGACUAAAAGAGGGGUUCGGAUCCCCCUGGCUGAUGGCAUGGACUUUGUGGAGGAGGUGGUGGAGUAUCACAACGGGUACAUCGUGAUAGGAGCCAACCUCCACUUCAGCCGGGGGCUGAGGGACAUGAUCGAGGGCAGCAUCCGUCCUGGGAGCGAGGAGACGCUGUGAACCCCCAAAGACCGACAAGACCUGGACCUCCACAACCCAGGACCUGGACCUACUGACCCAGCAGAGCUAGGACGUGAACCCCCAAGACCAGUAGACCUGGACCGGACCUAGACCCAUUGACCCAGAAGAGCCCAGACCCCCCCCCUAUGACCCCAGCACAGAGACCGGACCUGGACCCCACGACCCAGAAGAGCCCAGACCUGGACCUGGACCUAGCACAGACCAGACCUAGACCCCCACGACCCAGCAAAGCCCGGAUGGGUCAUAAGUUAUAUACAUUGCAUAAGUUACACACAUCACACACAAACUAGUACAAUAAAA